This is a messenger RNA of Moesziomyces antarcticus, 1836 nucleotides long. RefSeq lists its product as uncharacterized. Gene Ontology annotation, cellular component: RNA polymerase II transcription regulator complex. NCBI's taxonomy places the organism in Eukaryota, Fungi, Basidiomycota, Ustilaginomycetes, Ustilaginales, Ustilaginaceae. The transcript has a single exon. Gene Ontology annotation, biological process: positive regulation of transcription by RNA polymerase II. The coding region runs from base 1 to 1836 and encodes 611 amino acids. The record is from RefSeq and is a predicted model, not a curated record. Gene Ontology annotation, molecular function: protein dimerization activity; DNA-binding transcription factor activity.
AUGUUUCCCAACCGAGGUCCCGAGCCCGACCGCAGCGCACUCCCACGCAUCGCGCAUGACGGUGACUAUGCGAGGAGCGAGCCGCAUGACACGCGUUCAUUGCGCGCGCUGCCGCCCAGCGCUGAUGCUGCGCGCGAAGAGCGACGACCGGCGACAGCUACCGAACGUCGUUUGACGCCGCCACCUGGCUCCCUCGGCCGCCCGCCGCGCGAGAUGGCAGCGCCCCGAGCCGGCUCCUUUGGCCACCCCAACGACGAGGCCUAUGCUGCUCCAGGCAGCUCGCGUUACGCGCAACCCGGCGCACCACCCAUGCCUUUCAAGCGCGACCCAGAACGCACCUCGCCCGCCUCGGACGAAGGCGCCUGGCGGUCGUUCGAUCGCCCUGACCCUCGCUUUGCGCCAAAGGAUGCCUACAGCCCGCACAUGCCACCAGCGCCUUACGCGCCUCGAGACGAUAUCCGACCUUCGCCGUGGCAGCGUCCGCUGGAAGAGUUGCACCGUCCUCGUCUGCCUGGUCCUCCGAUGGCAAUGCGCGACGAUCCCUCUUGGAGACCCGUACCACCGGCGUACGACCGUGCUGAUGCACAUCCGGAUGCCCUAGCCCAUGCACGUAUGCGCGAGGACGAAAGAUGGGGCGGCGAAGCUGGCAGUCGACCGUUGCAUCCUUACGAGAACAAUGGGCAGCCUGCGCAUCCGGCCGCCUUCCCCUCUGACCCUCGCGGCGCCCGCCCGCUGGACGUUGAGGCGCUCGACGACCGCCGUGUCCGCAGACGCGGCCCGCCCGGCCCACCUGGCCUGGUCGACGCCGACUACGAUGCUCAGCGAUAUCCACCCGCGCAUGCACGACCGUACGGCCCAGGUCCCUACAGUCCUCCCGAUUCGCGAAGCCAAAGUGUAGCGCCCGGUCCAGGCGCCAUGAGGCCGACCAUGAUGCACGGCAUGGAGCCACCUCGACCCGCGUCUUCGCUCGGCGUCAUGAACCGAGGCGGCAUGGCGGGAGACGUGCCUGUGGCCGCAUCGGCGGUGGGAGCAGCGGGACCGGCGGCUGCCAGCUCGGUCAAUGCGAACCGAAGGGUGGCGCAUCUGUUGUCCGAGCAGAAGCGCCGAGAGUCGAUCAACACGGGCUUUGAGGAUCUUCGUCAGGCGAUCCCGGUGUGCCGCGAUGGGCAAGACAGCAAAGCGACCAUCCUCAAGCGAGCGCUCGAGUACAUUCGUGAGCUGGAGAGCGUGGUCGAACGACAGCACCGCGGUCCGCUCGAAGCUCACGCGCUCGGAGGCUACAGCAAUCGCAGUCCGCCAGACGACAAGGACCACCUGCGCCGCUUCGGACGCCCUGCAGGCGAUGGAGAGCGCCGUGCAUCUGGCAGCGCACGCCACAUGAGCGGCGCUAGCAGCAGCAACAGCGGCGAGGCGGGCAAUGGCCCCAGGAUCGGCGGGAUGCCGUCGAACGCGUUCAACGGGGCGCCAAACGGCUUUGCACCCGCGCAUGGACCUGCUCCGUACGGUGCUCGCCCGUAUGCCCAGCAUGAGUCACCCAACAUGGCUGCGGCGCCGAUGCAUAACGACGCGGCGCACGAGUCGGGCGAGUCGCGCAACUCGGCGGCGAAGCGAUGGGCUGAGGAUUCGGACGAGGACCAGCGCUCGCCUUCGCGCCGACGCGUAUCGGAUGGCGACAAGGACGAGGUGGAGCGUUCGCCCGUUGCGCCCCACUACACCAUCACGCAUCACGGCCGCCGGGCAUCGCCGCUCGGGCGUUCGCCGAGCCUGGAGAAGCUGCGCGACUGGCACACGCGGCUCGACAACAAGUCACUCGUCGACUCGGCGGUGCGUGUGUAG